AUGGGCAAGCUCAUCCGCCUCGAACUCUUCAAUUUCAAGUCCUAUCGCGGCCAUCAUGUCCUGCUGUUCGGUGAUUCCCACUUCACCUCCAUCAUUGGUCCCAAUGGCUCCGGCAAGUCCAAUUCCAUGGACGCUAUUUCGUUCGUCCUGGGCAUCAAGUCCUCCCAUCUUCGAUCGACGCAUUUGCGCGACCUAGUCUACCGUGGGCGCGUUCUCCGGACCUCGAAAAUCAAUGCAGACGGCACCGCCACCGAGCAGACGGGUGAUGGGCAGACCAACGGCCAUACCAACGGCACCACAGGCUCUGAUGAUGAGGGAAGCACGCAGCGGAGUAGUCAGCGCAAUGACCCGCAGACAGCGUGGGUCAUGGCCGUCUACGAGGAUGAUGCUGGCGAGGAGCAGAAGUGGAAGCGCACCAUCACGAGCAAUGGCCAGAGCGAGUACAGGAUCAACAACCGCAUUGUGACCGCCAAGCAAUACAAUGAGGCCCUAGAAGCGGAGAACAUCCUGAUCAAAGCUCGCAAUUUCCUGGUAUUCCAGGGUGAUGUCGAAGCCAUCGCCUCGCAAUCGCCCAAGGACCUCACCAGGCUUAUUGAGCAAAUCUCUGGAAGCUUGGAAUACAAGGCCGACUAUGAGCGCUUAAAGAUCGAGGCGGAAAAGGCUGCCGACGACCAAGGCUUCAAGCUGAACCAGCGCCGUGCGAUCAACUCCGAAAUCAAGCAAUACCAAGAACAAAAAAAGGAGGCAGAGAACUUUGCUCGCAAAGCCGAAGAGCGCGAUCAGGCCGUCAUCAGACACGUUCUGUGGAAGCUGUUCCACUUCCAGAGAAUCAUCGAGGAGUCGGGAGCCGAGAUUCAAAAACACCAGGAGGAACUCAAGGAGCACCGCCGCAGUAUGGAGAAAUAUGAACAGGCCCUUGAGGAUGCCAAGCGUGCUCAGGCAAAGGUUGGGCAAAAUGUUUCCAAGGCGGAGCGAGGGAUCAAAGAAAAAGAAAAGGAGAUCGAAGAUAAAGAGAACAGUCUGGUCCCCAUUGACGAAAAGAUUGCCAUCUCGAACCGGAAUUUGAAGAGGUACGAGGCGAGGAUUGAGGAAAUCACCAAGGAAAGCGACGGCCAAACCCGCAACGUCGAUCAGCUCAAGAAAGACUUGGCUACCGUCCAAAAGGCACAGAGGAAAUGGGAAGAGGAGUUUCGUCAGACAACCCAAAGCGGCCAGCAGUUGAGCGAAGCCGACCUCCAGGAAUACAGCAGACUUCGGAGCGAACUCACGAAGCGCACCGCGGCCACCCAGAUUCGUGUUGACAACCUCACUCGCCAACUCAGAACCGACGAGGAAACGGUCAACAGUUUGAGAAGCAAGGUUGAAAGCACACAAGCGCAAGCCAAGAAACUGCAAGAUGAGCUGCAACAGCUUGGUGAGCGUCGGGACAACACCAAGGCCCAGAUCAAGCAGACUCAAAAGGAUAUCGACGCGAAAAAGAAGGAAUUCAACAAUCUCACGUCGGAACGCCUGCGCGCUGCACAAAAGCAGACCGAGCUGGAGGAAAAGCUUCAAGAUGUUCUCAACAAGUUGCUCGAGGCAGAUGAUGGCCGCCGUGAGAGUGAGAAGGAGCUCCGUGCCAAAGAAACUGUGGCUGCGAUGAAGCGAAUUUUCCCGGGAGUCCGCGGCAGAGUACACGAACUCUGCAAGCCCAAGCAGAAGAAGUUUGAGACUGCAGUUAGCACGGUCCUCGGCCGCCAUUUUGAUGCAAUCGUGGUGGACACUGAGAAGACCGCCAAGGAUUGCAUCCAGUACUUGCGUGACCAGAGGGCUGGACAAGGCACUUUCAUCCCGUUGGAUACGAUUCAGGUCCAGGCUGUCAAUCCCAACUUGAAGGGCAUGCAUCGUGGCAUGCGCCUUGCCAUUGACACAAUCGAAUACGACAACUCUGUGGAGCGAGCAAUGUCCUAUGCUUGCGGCAAUUCCAUUGUCUGCGAUGACCUCAACGUGGCAAAGCACCUCGCAUAUGAGAAGGGUGUCGACGCGAAGGCAGUCACUCUUGAUGGAGUCGUCAUCCACAAGGGUGGUCUGAUGACUGGUGGGCGGGGACCACAGGACCGAAACGCCCGUCGCUGGGAGGACACUGAGGUAGAGAACCUUCGCCGGUUGAGGGACAAGCUCAUGGCAGAACACGCUGCAUUGCCCAAGGGUCACCGCCGUGGUGCGGAAGAAGAAGCCUUGCAGGGGGAGCUUGCUGGCCUUGAUCAGCGGCUUUACUACAUGCGUGAGGAAGUCAAGACGCUGGACCGCAACAUCGAAAGCAAGAAACGCGAGCACGCUUUUGCCCUGGAGCAGCUGAACGAGGCUCGGCCGAAGUACCAAGAACAGUCUGAAGGCCUGGCGAACUUGAAGGACACCCUGCAGACGUUCCAGAAUUCCGUCAGCGAGGUCGAAGAUGACGUUUUCGGAUCAUUCUGCCAGCGUCUUGGAUACGAAAAUAUCCGAGCGUUCGAAGCCCAACAGGGAUCCCUGCAGCAAGAAGCAGCACAGAAGAAGUUGGAGUUCACCCUCCAACGGAGCAAGCUAGAGAACCAACUGAGCUUUGAAACGCAGCGUCUACAGGCCACCCGCGACCGCAUCAAGGGCCUAGAGGAACACGCCACUCGUGAUGAGCAGUUGAUCGGAAACUUGGAAUUGCAAAAGGAGACGAUUCAAAACGAGAUCGACGUACUCAGCGACGAGCUGCAGCAACUCAAGGAGACACUCGCUGGACUUCGAGACAAGUACAAUCAGCGCGUGGAAGAAGUCAACAAGCAGCGUCGGGAGCUACAGAAACACAACAAGGACGCUGAAGGCACAACCAAAGCCGUAUCUGGUCUUGAGGCCGAGGUUCAGCGCAGUGGCGCCGACCGUUAUGCAUUGCUCCGAAAAUGCAAGAUCGACGAGAUCAAGAUUCCUCUGGCUCAAGGUUCACUUGACAAGCUGCCUUUGAACAACCUGCUUAAUGGAACGGCCGAUCCUGACGCAAUGGAUGUGGAUGGCGAGGACCAGGGUGCCACGCAGUUGGCUGGUGUCGAUGUCCAAGACUAUGGAAUCGAAGUCGACUUCAGCUCACUCGACGAGGAUAUCAAGGAAGAUGACUCUACCAGGGCCAAUGAGCAGCUAGAAGAAGCCAUCAAUACCCUCAAUUCGGCGCUUGACAAGAUGGCCCCGAACAUGCGAGCUAAUGAGCGUCUCGAGGGAGUGGAGUCGCGUCUCAAGACCACGGAGAAAGAUUUCGAAAAUGCUCGCAAAGCAGCCAGUCGUGCCCGGGGAGACUUUGAAGACGUGAGAGAAAAACGUCUUGAGCUCUUCAACAAGGCCUUCGAGCAUAUCAGUGGGCAAAUCGGAAAGGUCUACAAGGAUCUCACUCGAUCGGCAGCUUUCCCACUAGGCGGCCAAGCUUAUCUGGACCAAGAAGACAGCGAAGAGCCAUAUCUUGCUGGUCUGAAAUACCACGCCAUGCCUCCGCUUAAGCGCUUCCGAGAUAUGGAGCACCUGAGCGGUGGUGAGAAGACAAUCGCAGCGCUGGCUCUCCUGUUCAGUAUCCAUUCAUUCCAACCGAGCCCUUUCUUCGUGUUGGACGAGGUGGAUGCAGCACUGGACAACAUCAACGUUAUGAGGGUAGCACAGUACGUGAAGGAGCAUGCUGGACCAGGCAUGCAGUUUAUUGUUAUUAGUCUGAAGACUGGCUUCUUCCAGGAGAGCGAGAGUCUGGUGGGAGUGAUGAGAGACCAGGUCGCAAAUUCAUCGAGGACAUUGACGCUGGAUCUACGGAAGUACCAGGCCGCGUAG
This is a messenger RNA of Diplodia corticola, 3813 nucleotides long. Its product is annotated as cohesin complex subunit. NCBI's taxonomy places the organism in Eukaryota, Fungi, Ascomycota, Dothideomycetes, Botryosphaeriales, Botryosphaeriaceae. Gene Ontology annotation, cellular component: nucleus; cohesin complex; chromosome. Gene Ontology annotation, molecular function: ATP binding; DNA binding; ATP hydrolysis activity. The transcript has 4 exons. Gene Ontology annotation, biological process: sister chromatid cohesion. The record is from RefSeq and is a predicted model, not a curated record. The coding region runs from base 1 to 3813 and encodes 1270 amino acids.